AUGAUACUCGACAACUGGAUGCCAUGGCACAGAGUCAGCUAUGACUUUAGACUAAUGGAUAUCAACAGCCUCAAAGGAAUAUGUGUGUUUUCUCGCGAAUCUGUGAUCGCUGUCACAUGUAAUGUCGAGUCCAUGGAGUAUCGUCGGCGCCAAAAUCCCGCCAUUGGAUACGAAGAGCAUCCAAGAGCUGGAAGAACAGAUAAUGUUAAAGCAUUCUUUGCACUUGUGCAGCGUUUCCUUGGAAACAUUUUCACCCUGAAGGAUUUUAAGUUUGCUUGGCAGAAACUUUCGAGGGAGUUCUGCAAGUGGAUGAGCCCUGAUUUACUGUUCUACUAUUGGACGGUAAAUGAGCGUUUUAGAGAUUUCGGCCAGCCACUCCCCUCAUUCAACAACAAUGAUGAUGAUGACGCUAGCAGUGAUGAGGAUCCUCAGGAACACCCCUUACGUCUUCACAGACUCUCUCUCAACAGCAGAGAGGAUUCCUCUAUCUUUGUGGCAGGACGGUCUUUUCUGCCAACCAGGAACCAGCGUACCAUCAGGCAGAGAAUCUUCAAGCCAUGUGCACACCUUCCACAACCAAGAUGCACCUAAUGAUUUUUUUUUUCCUUUCUGGCAUUAGAAUUGCCAUUGAUAGGGUACGAAGAGGCAUUUAUUUGUUUUUGGAUUUGUAUUUAUUUUUCUUUGUCUCAAACCAGGCUAUAUUUGAGUGUUGGGCAGAUACAUUGUUUCAAGGAUAUAGUAUCAUGAUUCUUUUUUUAUUAUUAUUCCUUGGGCCUGUGUUAAAAUUUCUAUCAAGUAAUUUGUUAGUUUCAUAUAAAACAUGAAGUACUUGGAAAUUGGAAUUUUAUUACCUAAGCAGAGUGUAGAUUGAUACUAGUAGUGUAGAUUGAUACUUGGUCAAAUUACAUUGAGACGUUUUGUUGUGCUCUUAUGUACCAAUUGUUUAAAUUCACUGCAGAAAAAAGCACUGAAGGCAAUAAAGGUGCCUUGCUCUUUUUUACAACCCCAUGUGGACACAAGUAUAUUCGAUUUGUAUCUGGCUUUACAAUACCCAGAUAAACAUGCAUAGUUACUAUUAUUUUUUAAUCAUGGGUGCUAUUCAUAAUUCACUAAAUAGAGCAUUUUGAAAUUGAUUGAGGAGCUAUUGUUUAGAAGAAGAAAAAAUUAUCGCAUAUUAUAUUCUUAAAAAUUCUAAUAAUGAAACUUAGUAACAA
Nematostella vectensis (starlet sea anemone) is the source of this 1214-nucleotide messenger RNA. RefSeq lists its product as uncharacterized. The transcript has 3 exons. The record is from RefSeq and is a predicted model, not a curated record. The coding region runs from base 1 to 591 and encodes 196 amino acids. Lineage: Eukaryota; Metazoa; Cnidaria; Anthozoa; Actiniaria; Edwardsiidae.